AUGGCAUCGAUGCCGAAUCCAAAUCAAGCCAUGCCUAUGAGUCAACAAAUGCCAACACCUGGAAUGGGCCCACCAAGUGGACCAAGUACAGGACCUCCCAGUCAACAAGUAGUAAUCCAACAGAGUCCGUCAGCAACGCCUGCAACUCCUGUCCAGGUCACACAGAGUGGAAGUCAAGUCCAGGUAAAUAUCAAACCAGAAACAUCCGGACGAACUUUGAUAAGCGUGUAUCAUCGAUUUGGUGAAUCUCCAAAUGGUGAUGAAGCGUUUAAUUGUGAUACGAAAGAUUCUGUGCCUCCUGAACCAACACCAACGCAGCAACAGCAACAAUAUCAGGUUGGGUAA
Molecule: messenger RNA, 345 nt
Organism: Cooperia oncophora
Lineage: Eukaryota; Metazoa; Nematoda; Chromadorea; Rhabditida; Trichostrongylidae
Source: the annotation of a GenBank genome assembly